Messenger RNA from Penicillium crustosum, 537 nucleotides. RefSeq lists its product as uncharacterized. Lineage: Eukaryota; Fungi; Ascomycota; Eurotiomycetes; Eurotiales; Aspergillaceae. The coding region runs from base 1 to 537 and encodes 178 amino acids. The record is from RefSeq and is a predicted model, not a curated record. The transcript has a single exon. Gene Ontology annotation, cellular component: mannan polymerase complex. Gene Ontology annotation, molecular function: alpha-1,6-mannosyltransferase activity. Gene Ontology annotation, biological process: protein N-linked glycosylation.
AUGCUCGCCCGGGGGCCAUCAUUCACCAAAUUCUCAACGACAACCAUAUUCAUCCUAACAUGUCUCUUCUUCAUCCUCUAUUACCACCCCAUGAGACUGGCAACACCAGAAGGGCCCUCCGAAUAUGAUACAUCCAGAAAGGGCUUCCAACCAGCAUCGCCGCGGAUCCCAGAGAAGAUCUGGUACAAAGUUGGGCCUAAAGGGUUGAGCGACCAGUCACACGAAUGGCUGGACGAUUGUCUCCACAAAAACCCUGCUCAUAGCGCGCAGAUCAUGACAGACCUCACUGGCGAUCAAUAUGUCGAACAGAACUUCAGCCAUCGUCCUGAUAUCGUCCACGCCUACCUUUCUCUAUCCGUGCCAAUCCUAAAAGCGGAUUUCCUACGCUAUCUGCUUCUUUUCGUCGAAGGCGGUAUCUGGGCUGAUCUUGAUGUCUCGUGUGGUGAUGUACCCAUUAGAGAAUGGAUCCCUGAGACAAUACGCGCUAAAGCUGGGCUUGUUGUUGGGUGGGAGUUUGAUGUUGGCUGGGGGGGAUAG